Cydia pomonella (codling moth) is the source of this 5400-nucleotide messenger RNA. RefSeq lists its product as uncharacterized. The record is from RefSeq and is a predicted model, not a curated record. The coding region runs from base 508 to 4176 and encodes 1222 amino acids. Lineage: Eukaryota; Metazoa; Arthropoda; Insecta; Lepidoptera; Tortricidae. Gene Ontology annotation, biological process: RNA processing. Gene Ontology annotation, molecular function: RNA binding. The transcript is spliced from 14 exons. Gene Ontology annotation, cellular component: nucleoplasm.
AUGAACUUGGUAUGUUCCGAAAAUACUUUUUCUCAAACUUGUAAUGAAAUGUUGACAUGACUUACUUCAAAUUAGGUCCGGAAAUACUACAUAUCAGGUGCGAUGAGUGAAGAUGAUAUGUAAAGGAAUUUCAUACAGCCUUACACACCUAGGCCUGUAAGGCAACCUUCUUUUGUUUUUAAACGUCAAAUUAUGGCACGUCUUGGCAUUCAACCGUAAAAAACCUAUAAGCAAAAUUCUGCCAGUAUGCUUUUUUUUCCUUUUUUUGUCUUAUUUCUUUAUAGGGCUGUAUCUCCUAAACCGUGCGUUGUAGCGUAAAAAUAAUCAAAUUUUCGUUCCCCUUUCGGUAUCAACAAAAAACGCAAAAAAGAAAGAAAAAGAUAAAAAUUAUAUGGCCGUAGACAUACGGACGAGACAGCACUAUGAGUUUGUAGAGCGACAUCCCGUUCACACCUGUCAUUCCGUACGGAAACCGAAUGAAAAUUCCGUAUAUAUGUGGCCAGCCUUAUGUUGCUCGAGGACUCGUUGCUUUGCUUUUUCUUAUCUGUGGCGCGUCGUGUAAUUGUAAGAAUGGAUAACAAGAAUAAAUCUGCACUCAGUACAAGAUGGGCCCAAAUGUCGAAACAGGAACAAAUUAUAGAGAGGAAAAAGAUGGAAAUACAGGCGAAACUAGAGGCUCAAAAGCAGGCUGCUGCUUUGGCAGCACAAGCGAAGUUAACAAAUUUAGGUUCAAAAGACGACAAGAACCCUUCAAACAUCUUCUCCAAUGAUGGCAGCUUCAUGAGCCAGUACAAGGCUUUGCUAGACAAACAAAAGCAGGAGAAGGAAGAGAAAGAGAGACAAGCAAAGCAAGAAGAAACUAAAGCUAUGGCUGCCAGCAUGCCGGAAUAUUCUGAGGCUCCUCAUGAAGAACAGAAGGAUUAUUCGCACCAUGACCAUAUUGAGAGACGGAGGUCAGACAAAGGCAGCAGAGAUAGACGUAGAUGGAGUGACAGAGGCAAGAACCGUAAUAAUAGUCCAAUGGAUGACAGAAGGCAAUCAGACAACAUCCCACCGUUGAUGCAAAUUCCAUUCAUGCCACCAGACCAAGACCCAAACCAUGAUAACUGGCAGGGAAACAGAGACCCUAACUCUAACGGAGAAGGGGUUGAAGGCAUGGGAUAUCCAGAUUCUAAUAUGAGACAUAUGAUGAGACCAGGCCCGAAUAUGGGUCCUAGAGGUCCUGGACCAAACAUGGGCCCUGGACCUGGACUGAAUAUGGGACCUAGACCAGGAAUUAACAUGGGACCUGGUCCAAUGAUGGGACCAGGGGGUCCCAACAUGCCCCCAAUGCCACCAGGUGGACCUAUGCCUCCCGGAGGACCUAUGCCUCCCGGAGGACCUAUGCCUCCCGGAGGACCUAUGCCUCCCGGAGGACCUAUGCCUCCUGGAGGACCUAUGCCGCCUUUCAUGGGCGGCCCUCCUAACUACCCAAUGCCUCCUAAUUGGGGUCCUAAUGGACCAGGUGGACCCUGCGGUCCGGGCCCUAUGCCUCCGAACAUGUGUGGCCCUAAUGGUCCAAUGCCGCCUUUCUUCGGCCCGCCUUUCCCCCAAAUGCGCCCCAAUGGUCCACCUGGCCCGCCUGGUCCUCCCAGACCUCCCGGCCGUCCAAACUCUAUGAUGCCCCCAAAUUCAAUGAAUAAUGGCAACAUGCCAUUCAUGGGUCGUCCUCCAUUCGGUCCCAAUGCCCCGAACUUCAACAACGGCAAUGGCAACAUGCCGUUUAUGCCACCAAAUAUGAUGCCGCCAAACAGCAUGCCCAAUAACAUGCCACCUAGUAACAUGCCUCCUAGCAAUAUGCCUCCAAGUAGCAUAUCUUUACACAAUAUACCUGAACCAAAGCCUUUGGAUUCAAUGCCGGAGAUGAACCUACAGAACAUUCCCCCGCCCUUGCCGCAGCUCAGUCACAUUCCAUCGCCCAAGGACGAACCAACAUCACCAGCAAAUCAAGUUUCCUCUGCAGAUUGGCCGCCGUCGGUGCUCCGCGCUGCCACGGAGGUCGCCAGGAACGGCGACCACUGGGAAAAUGUCCUGAAGGCAAUUCACUCACAAGACCAAAAUAUGUGGUUCCUUCAUAAUACGAAUUCGAACGAGUACAAGGAAUUCCGGGAGCUAGUGGAAAAGUUCCGGAGGGAGAGCCCAGAGAAGAAACCUGAGGUCAAACCUGAGGAUGUGUAUGAGCCCGAGUUCUGCUUGGAUGAUGAUUAUGACAGUGAUGACGAUUACAAGGCAGCAGAUAAAAAGUUUAGUUUUGGCGGCCAAGACUCCCAAAAACCCUGGAACCAGUUCAACCUCGGCAACUCAGUGAAACGCGAGGCGGCGAGCUCACAGAGCGACGAUGAAUCUGAGAGCAAGCGAGAGCGCCGCAAGAAGAAAUCUCGCUGGGGCGAUGAGCCUCCCGUGGCGGAUAUCAAGCCCCCGGGCGUAGUGGCUCCGUUACCGCCCGGCAUGGCGCCUUUCCAGCCCGGUAUGCCGCCAAUGCCGCCCGGUAUGCCACCGAUGCCGCCCGGUAUGCCACCGAUGCCACCUCUACCAGGGCUAAAGCUGGCUAAAGUAGAAGAGGAUGGCUUAAAACUCACAAACGUGAACCGGUCCAACCCGGCUCUGAUGCAGUAUGCCAUGACGAACUAUGGAACAAUAAACUUGAGCGCCGAGGAUUGGAAGAAGUGUGAAGACAACUUCAAACUAAAUCUGCUGUUCCAGGACAUGUUGAAAAAGAGGCAGGAAGUAGAACGCCUGGCUUCAUCAGGCAAGCACAAGUACGAAUACGAUAGUGAUGAAGAUACCGCUGAAGGCACAUGGGAACAUAAGUUACGCGCAAAAGAAAUGUACGCGACGGAGAAGUGGGCCGACGAACUCACGAAACAAGCAGCCGGAAAACAUCACAUCGGAGACUUCUUGCCCCCAGAAGAACUGAAGAAAUUUAUGGAGAAAUAUUCUGCCGUGAAAACUGGCAAGGAGCCAGACUUGAGUGACUACAAGGAGUUUAAACUGAAAGAGGAUAAUGUUGGUUUCAAAAUGCUGCAAAAGUUGGGCUGGAGCGAGGGCCAGGGACUCGGCGCGGAGGGCACUGGUAUUGUCGACCCCAUCAACAAGGCCAACCAGCCGGUCGCCAACAUGGGCCUAGGCGCUUCCUCCUCCGACGUGGUGUCCCCUGAUGACGACGAGUUUGACGCCUAUAGGAAGCGCAUGAUGCUCGCUUACCGGUUCAGACCCAACCCUCUGGUAAGUACCCUAUAUCAGUACCACAACCAACCCAUCGCGAACAUGGAGCUAGAAGCUUCCUCCUCCGACGUGGUUUGUCCUGAUGACGGGGUCGACGCCUACAGGAAGCGCAUGAUGCUCGCUUACCGGUUCAGACCCAACCCUCUGGUAAGUACCCUAUAUCAGUACCACAACCAACCCAUCGCGAACAUGGAGCUAGAAGCUUCCUCCUCCGACGUGGUUUGUCCUGAUGACGGGGUCGACGCCUACAGGAAGCGCAUGAUGCUCGCUUACCGGUUCAGACCCAACCCUCUGGUAAGUACCCUAUAUCAGUACCACAACCAACCCAUCGCGAACAUGGAGCUAGAAGCUUCCUCCUCCGACGUGGUUUGUCCUGAUGACGGGGUCGACGCCUACAGGAAGCGCAUGAUGCUCGCUUACCGGUUCAGACCCAACCCUCUGGUAAGUACCCUAUAUCAGUACCACAACCAACCCAUCGCGAACAUGGAGCUAGAAGCUUCCUCCUCCGACGUGGUUUGUCCUGAUGACGGGGUCGACGCCUACAGGAAGCGCAUGAUGCUCGCUUACCGGUUCAGACCCAACCCUCUGGUAAGUACCCUAUAUCAGUACCACAACCAACCCAUCGCGAACAUGGAGCUAGAAGCUUCCUCCUCCGACGUGGUUUGUCCUGAUGACGGGGUCGACGCCUACAGGAAGCGCAUGAUGCUCGCUUACCGGUUCAGACCCAACCCUCUGGUAAGUACCCUAUAUCAGUACCACAACCAACCCAUCGCGAACAUGGAGCUAGAAGCUUCCUCCUCCGACAUGGUGUCCCCUGAUGACGACGAGUUUGACGCCUAUAGGAAGCGCAUGAUGCUCGCUUACCGGUUCAGACCCAACCCUCUGAAUAAUCCUCGGCGACCAUAUUAUUAAGUAAACUAGCUAUAAUUUUUGUCAUUAUACAUUUAAAAUCUUCGAGUUUUGUUAUUCGUCCGAAAUUAACAUGUAUGCAUGAUGAAUUUUAACUGAUGUAGUUCAGCUCCUGAUUAGACAGUAAGUGCAUAUUUGGUAUUAAAAACAUUAGCUUGUAUUCAGAUAUUUUUGAGUAAUUUUGUCUGUCAUUAUUACUUUGUAUAUUUGAUUGUGACCGUAUUACAUAUAAAAGGAUCUACAGACGACCGCACCGGACUGCGACCUUGAUUCGGUCCGGCGCCCGUUCGAUCGUGUGUAAGGCAGCAAUAAAGAAGAGAAGAAAGAGAUUAAGAAAAAUAAGAAAGAAAGAGAAGAAUAAGAAAGAGAUUUUUGACCGCACCAAGGUCGCAGUCUGGUGCGGCCGUCUGUAGACACUUCAAUGAAAAGAAAAGUACAAAACAUACUAUAUACUAUAUAAUUAAGUAUAUAUUAACUAUAAUGUUAUAUACGUAUAUUAUUUAACCGACUCGACUGCCGAAGAAGAGGUUAUUCAAGUAUGUUUACGUGUAUUUGUGGCACAGCCUUAGCCCAAAUGUCUUGACGGAUUUUAAACAGAGAUGCCGCUAGAUUUUGUAUCGUAUUCGUGGGUGUGACGCAUGCUGUGGUAUUUUACUUAUUUUAAAGUUAGAAUCCGGUCCCAAUCCACAGGUGGUAGGUAGCUAUUUGUUGAAAAUUGUGUAAUAGUACAUUACGAUACAAGUGCGAAAAAUUGGAAAUUCGAAACAUGUGGCGAUAAAUUAAAACACGACCGAAGGGAGUGUUUUAAAUCGACACGAGUUGCGAAUUACCUAUUCGCACAUGUAUCGUACAACGUUUUACAGUACAUAUGGCCCUUUAAAUGUUCGACACAGUAACGUAAUAUGUUAAUUUUCGUACUAGUGCGGUAAAGUAGCACCAUAUGUACUGUAAAAAAUAUUAAUGUAACUUAAGUAUUUCAGAACUGUAACUACAUUCAUGUAGGUAUUUAAUUGUAAGUACAAUUAAUAAAGUAAUUACGUUUUUUUGGGGCCAAAUUAUAAUGGCGCACUAGGGAUUGUAUAAACAUGUAAUUGUUCAGUCGUUUAGCUCCCAAGUUUAUCAAAGAAUAAGGUUAAUUCAACUAAUGGCAUCAUACUUACCUUAUGUAUAAAUAUUUAGCACAAUUUGUUGCAUACUUUCAUAAAAAAUACAUACUUACAUUUUAAA